GUUGUCGCGUAUCUGCAUACCGCAGUUAUUUAAGAGGAUCGAGAUGGAGAUGGAGAUGCAUAUGGAUGGUGUUCCAAGCGAGAGUGUGUAGCGUGUGGGGAUAGCGAUGGGAGAGAUGGGAUGUUGUGAGAGGAGGAUGGAAGGAGACUAGCAUGAUAUGGAGGAGGUGCUACGGAUUGGAAAUUUGAAUCGAAGCGGGCAGGAGAGGAAGGGACCGAGGGGCAAGAGGGGAAGUCGAGGGAGAGAGAGGAGGGAGAGAACAGAGGGAGGACAUGCAAUCUCGAGGGCAAUGAGACAGAAUAUACUAUUUGAGCUGUGAGAGAUAGAUGGAGAAAGAAGAGCGAGCAAGAAAUGAAACGCGAGUGGAAGAGGACGAAUCGGGGUGUUGUGGCGGGUAAAGUGUGGUAGUUGAUAACUCCACGCUCGCUUAGCAGGGCGGUCUCCAACGCUCGCAGCCCUCCUCUCACCUUCACGCUGGCCGUCGACAUCGUCUUUCAGCCAUGGCCCAGCUCGCGCCGCCCAGCGGAGGCCCCGCAAGGAUAUCGCAGCUGCUGCCCUCGGUCAAGUGCUCGACGUGCAGCGCCCCCGUGCCCCUCGACCAACUCGGCGAGCACGUAUGCGACGUCCCUCCCCUGCCCUCGCCUCCAAAGCCCGCCGCGCCCCCAAAGUCCCCCUCGUCCAUGCUCGCCUUCAGGCUCCAGAACGUCCUCAACCCGAAUAACAACCGCAAGAGCUCGUCCUCGCGCUCACGGGCGCCGUCCACGUCCUCCGUGUCCUCCUACUCGUCCGUGCAGACUGCAUCGACCGCACGACGCUCCCGCCAGCCGUCCCUUCCCUCCGUCCGCUCUCCCUCUCCCCCGCCGCCCCCAGCCCUGCCGCAAUACCGGCCCCAGCAGCCCCAGUCGCCGCCCACGUACGGCCUCUCGCCGAACAUCUCAGACCGGCCAGUCCUCAGCCGGUCGCCCUCGCCCGUCAGCACGAUCCGUUCAGCAGGACGCUCGCCUUCGUCUACCCCGUCGCCGCGCCCUCCGUCCUCGAACAGCUCCCGCUCCCGCAGACCGUCCAACGCGUCCACCGCGUCCUCCUUCCUCCCGCCACAGCAGCAUCGCACCGGCUCCCCCUCCUCCUCCUCCUCUCCUGCUCCCAUCCGUCCUCGCGUCGCCUCCAACGCUUCUUCCAUCCGCCACCAUCAAGGCCUCCGCCGGCCCUCUGCGCAGUCCAUCUCGCCACCCGCUCCACCACCCACGAAUUCACUCCCCCCACCGCCUACCGAACCCUCUUCGAACCCACCCCCUUCUUCUCCUCAGCUCCCCCAACACCCCAGAUCUCCUCAGCCGGCCUCAGUUCCCUUCCCGAGUUCUCCCACCAACACAACUCGCUACCCGUCGCCCGCGCCCUCGCCGAGCCACUAUUCGCAGCAGAACCAUGGGCCCGAGAUCGACACCAAGUCGGGAGGAGAGGCUGGGAUGGCCGGCGUAGGCAGGAGAGGAUUCGCGGCUGCGGCGAGAGCGGCGAUGUUCGCGCAGAACAUGCAGGGAGGAGGAGGGGAGCAGCACAUGGGGCUCUUCAAGCCUCCUGCUGCUCCUGCAGAGUUGGCAUCCCCGGCAGGGAUGGACGGUCGGAGGGCGAACGCGCCCAAGUGGCUGGAUAUCGGCCGUGUCGAGCCUGAUGCAAAGGACCUUCCCGUCCUCUCUUCUUCGCCCAACUCCCUCUCCCCCUCGUCCCCCACACACCACCUCAACGGACGUGCUCACUCCCCGCGCUCCCCCUCACCCCUGUCCAGCACGACACCCACAAGAGCCGACCACGCCCUCCCCCGUGACAACAUCCGUGACAGUAACUCGACCAUCACCGGUGGCGCCCCUAAUCCGUACUCACCCACCUCGCCCACCGGUAACCGUCUCCAGCUGAACCUAAACUCACCUUCCUCCAUCCCCUUCCCGUCCCAACAACCGCAACCAUGGGUGCACAGCUCAGAACCACAAACGCCGACGACCCCGACCACGCCAAGACUUCCCUUCUUCGAGAAGUAUCGGAACAAGUUCGCGGACGUGCCUGUGAAAGUGAACGGCGAGAAUGACGACGAGGAAGACGGACAUAAUAACGGUAAGCCCUUGAGAAGUCCUACAGAUGACGAGUCGGAGCUCGGGCUCGCGUACGCGGACAGCGAAGACGAUCAACAGCACGUCGUCCACACGUCGCCUAGACGAAACCCGUCCGGUGCUUCGUCCUCUUCUGCAUACUCUCGCGGUGGAGGUGGCGCAGGCCUCGAUAACGCGAUGGAAGCCUUAUUACGCUCACCUGGGUCCAGCUCAGCCGAUCUCGACUUUGACGUGCCCAUCGUGCCCCCUACACCGACGAACAACGGUUUCGGGAUCGGAGCGGGAGCAGGGGCAGGAGGAAGUCCGGGGUUGAAGCCCGUGAAGUUACCGGUGCGGAGCCAUACGUCGCCCAGUCAGCGGGAUAGCGCGAGGGUGGCGCCGGGUGGUGUGGGCAGUGCGGCGGCGUUGAAUGUGGGGUUGAAUGGGGCGAGGAGGGGAGGAACGAUUUCGGGUGCGAUUGGGGGUGGACAUGGACAUGGACAUCAUGGGCACGGGCACGACGACGACGAUGCGACGUCGGUGGCGGAGAGCGAGGUCGCGGCGGGGAAGAAGGCGAGUGUGAGUACGGGGACGAGUGGCUCGUCGUCGUCGUCGUCGAGGAAGCCGAGGGUGAGGGAUUGUGUGAGGUGUGGGAAGAGGAUCGAGGAUGGGAGGUGGAUCAGGGUGGAGAGCGGGAAGGGGGUGCUGUGCGAUCGGUGUUGGAAGAAUAUGUACUUGCCUAAGUGCCGGCGGUGCAACCUCCCCAUCGAAAAACAAGCCGUCUCCUCCUCCGACGGCCAACUCAAAGGCAAAUACCACCGCGACUGCUUCAACUGCCACACAUGCCAAAAACCGUUCCCGGACAAAUCGUUCUACGUCCUCGAGGGAAAGCCGUUCUGCGCUUAUCAUUAUCACGAGGCGAACGGGUCGUUGUGUGCGGCGAGGGGCUGUGGACAGCCGAUUGAGGGGGAGUGUGCGGUUAGUCAUGAGGGGGAGAGGUAUCAUCCGGGGUGUUUGACGUGUGAGUGGGAUGGGGGGAGUGAGGAGGAUGAGGAGGAGGAGGAAGAUGAGUCGGAUUAUGGAGAGGAUGAGGAUGAGGCGCCGAGGAGGAGAGGGAGGUGUACGGAGAGAUUGGUGGAGUAUUGGGAGGUGGAGGGAAAGAUGCUUUGUGAGAAACAUAUGCGGGUCGCGGUCGAGGACGAUAGAGGGGACCUGGACAGUCGUACGAGCGGGAGCGCAAGAGGAAGAGGAGGGCUGGACGUCCUCGAUAAUACGAGGGCGCUGAAGCGGGUGACGAGGUUCAUUGAUAUACAGGACUUGGGAGGGAUGGGGUUACGCUGAGUGAUCGAGCGACGGAGUGAUGAAUGAUGCCGGGGAUAGGGAUGGGGUGACGGGGAACAAUGUCGAUCGGACGGAUGGAUGCGACGGAGGUACGGAUGGGGGAAGGGCCGGUGGGUGGCGUUGACGGGCUGACGGGCUUUACAGUAUGAUUGUCAUCCACCCCCACCGACCGACCGACUUUGCCAGACAACAGACAACAGACGAAAAUUCUCCGAGCCGCGCGCAUGCACCUCUAACGCUAUGAAUAUCCUCCCCGCACGCUCGCUUGUAAUCUUGGCGCCACGGCACACACCACACAGUCGAUUGUCGAUGUCGGCGCUCUUGUUGUAAUACUUGUCGAUACCGGCCGAUAGCAGGUAGCCCCUGCGCCGCCGUCACCGCCGCCGUCCGUUCUUCACGCCCCUCUCCGUUUCUCUUUGCUACCUAUCAAUCCUAUCCCGAAUGGCGCUAUCCCCCCUGAACUGCUCGCCUUUCGCCUCUUUCCAUACUGCUACUACCUCUCCACUUGUCGAUACAGGUAGCCCCUCUUCGUUUCUCUCUUAGCAAGGGUGCCAUGAGCACUUGUUCGCUACCUAUCCAUCAAUCCUAUCCUGAAUGGCGCUCUCCCCCCCGGACCUCUCGGCCUUCCCUCCUCUUUCCAUAGUACUACUACCUCCCCGCUCAUCAUCUUCAUCCUGUUCUUUUACCCCUCAUUCUGUCGACCUACCGGAAUAUUUUUGGUGGAGGUCGUGCAUAUAUACCUGACGGGCACGAAUAUUCGAAUACUUUCGAUGGACUGGCGGAUUUUUGGACUGAUGGACGGACAGAGAUAUAACGUAUGCCGCAGCUGCCUUUUUAUCCUUUUUUUUUUGUUUGCUGGGUUUCCAACCCAUAAUCUCCCCCUCCUACCCUGUUCAUUACCCACAUUCACGCACCGGUUUUAUCAUCGUUCACGCGUUCCGUUAUACACCUACCACAACCUCGCCCGACCGCCUACUCACUGCGAUGUGGACUCCGUUCGAUACCUCCCAACCUACGUACCUACGUCUCUUAGCAUCAUGCAUCAUACCCGCCGUCUCUCAUGCCCAAUGCCCCUCACCUCCCGUUCUGUUCAAUACCCCUCCUUACCGAUUACUUGAUUGGCCGUGACGAAACCUCCCUCCCUCUCCCUCUCUCUGAAUCUCUGACUCUCACUCUUGAUUCUGUCUGUCUGUUCCAAUUCUGUCUGACCCGACCCUGCUUGAUUGAUCCUCGGUUGUUUUAUACCUUUAGAUUAGGUUUUUGAUGUUUUGUUUUUUUGUAUAUAAUCACUGCUUGGACGAUUUUCUUUUCUCUUUCUCUUUCUUUUCCGAGUCUUCAUCUCGACCCUCUUUCGUUCCGCAUGCCUUGUCAUCAUUAUUCUUUUUUUUUCUCUUUUUUUUGGCAUCAUCAUUUCCGUACUGGCACCGUCGCUUCUCCUGGGACUUCUCUCUAUUCGCCUUUCUUUGGAUUCAGGACGCAUCUACUAGCACUGUCUGACACCACCUCCCACUCCCACGGGAAUAUUUCUCAUCUUCUCGCUCGGCCUGCCAUCUCCACUUCAUUCAAGUUGACACGAUUAACUACCUACCUGCCUACCUACCUGCCUACCCACCUGUCUGCCGACCGACCGGCCCAGCCUACCGCUUCACGUUCAUUCAC
Molecule: messenger RNA, 5081 nt
Organism: Stereum hirsutum FP-91666 SS1
Lineage: Eukaryota; Fungi; Basidiomycota; Agaricomycetes; Russulales; Stereaceae
Exons: 4
Coding region: 501-3422 (973 amino acids)
Source: RefSeq, a predicted model, not a curated record